UGAUUGGGCCGCAACAAUAGCGACGUUAACAUCAUCUCUCUAUCUGUCGGCAAAUUUUUUUUCAUUGCUGUUACAAGUGGCUUCUUUAUUUUUAUUUUUUUUCAAUUGUUCUUAUAUUCGAGUCACGUUAAUUUAUUUCAUUUAAGUCCAUAUAGUACUUGAAUGAAUGGUCAUAUAAUAGAACAAAAUAUAUUUACGUAUACUACUCUAAUUGAAAGACUCUAAUUGAAAGAAAAAUUUACGCACACGUUCAUUAAUUAUAAAUAUUACGUUAUAAUUAUAGAAAAAAACCAUUUUGCACUUGAAGCAUCACAAUUCGGUUCAUAUACUUGAUAAAAAUCACGAUUCACCAUUAGAAAGUAUGAGUAGAUCACAUCAAUCAUUUCACUAUCAUAGCUGCCGAUUAUCUCAUUACCUCCUUUCUUUAUCUAUUACAUUUUCACUCACAACUAACAGCGAUUGACAGAUUUCUAGUCAUAAAAUAGUCUGUUAAGUUUAAAAAUUUUACAUAAAUAUUAACUAUUUGCUGUUAAAAGAGUUAAAGUCAAUCUCUGAUUCUGUUACUGUUAAGACAUCAAAUAUUGAAAAAUUAUCAUUUUUUUUCAUUAAUGUUAUAGAACAUUCAUAGCUGUGAAUUGUAGAAUUUUCUUGUUUUCUAAUCCUCUAGUUGGUUAGUUUAUAAAAUCUCAUUGUCGUAGUUUUCACUCUACAUAACUAUUGUUUCAUUUGGAUCCAUUUUCAUCAAUAGAUCGAUUCAUUUUGAUUCAUAAUCAGCAUCGACAUUAUCUUCAUCAUCAUCUUCAUCGUCAUUAAAUCAUUUGUAAAAAUUUCAAACGCCAUCUUUUACUUUGUUUGAUAUGUAAUAUAAAAUAAUUACCAAGGUGGAUCUUUUUGAAAGCUGCUUUUUCAAAGAAAUCUUUUCUGUAAAAAUUUCAUGUAUUCGUUUACUGCAAAUUCAUUUUUUAGCACAUUAGCGAGUGGAAAUUUGAAAAUAGCUGCCACGCGAGACUGCUCUAUCCACACUAUAUUGACAAAUUCUCACUUGCCAUGCGUUCCUAAUUUUCCUGCAUAUCUGCAAAUUUCGAAUUCAAGUAUAUAUACAAGUAUUCUCAAUAUAAAUAACACACUUGUGAACCAUUACGUAGCGUCCCUUUUUUGAAUAUAUUCAUUUGGUUGAAAAGUACUAACUCCUGACUUGAAUUGUGACAGUUUUGCGUAACGUUGGUAGAAUUUUUUCACCUAUUACCGCAAUUUUUGAAACAGGAGAAACUUUUGCUUACUCAGGGGUUUAUGCUUUUCGACGACGACUGUCAAAACUAUAUAUACGUAUUAAUCACCGAUCACUGCCACUUAUCACGAAUUACCCCUUUUCGUCUUGGAAUAAGCCUGCUCGACCAACCGGACUAUUGGCGAUACCAAUUUGUGUAUCUAUUUUUUUAUCAAUUUGUUUAUACUAUGAUGUGUGACCUAACCAAGUAAAAUACCAAUUAUCUGAUGAAAGUUGCAUUACCGAUCGUCCACACCUUUUUCAUUCUUCUAAACGAUAUGUUGCAUGUAUUUACGUGGCGUAUGAUUGUGCUUGAGACGUCAUUGAGAAUAAAAGCAUAUUAAUAUUUUUAAUCAACAAUUACUUAAUCAGUUAUUUAUUGGGUAGAUCUCAGCAAUAAGAAAACGUCACAAGCAUUACAAACACUGAAAUACCUCAUACGCACAUCAGAAUUUCGUUAUUUCUUCGUAAUCUAAUAACUUUUUUUACGAUUGCUUUUUAACCUGGAGACUAUCGAUAAUGUAAAAUGAAAUAAAUGUAAUUUAGAUUUUUUACAGCAAAGUCGAUAAUGUUUACACUUAGACAUGACCUCCCAUUAUUUACGAAAAUUCUCUCGUCCUUGUGAAAAUUGAUGUGAGUGACUAUGUAAUUCACUGCAUGUUGGGCAUGGUUUAUUGAAUUGUAUGAACAAAUACUUUUUUGAUAAAUAAUGUGUAGUCGAAGGCUUAUUUCGUAUACCAAUUUCUUUUGGUAUACGAUAAAUCUUCUCAUGUGAAUCUAUUUGAAUUUUAGCUGAUUUCCGUUAAGAUUUGAUUGACCCACCAAACUUCAGUUGUAUAAAAGUUGAUAAUUGUAUAUCUUUUUAAGCUCAUUUGUAUAACGAGUGACCUUUCAUACCUCGCGUCUUCCGACCGGUAAAAGACCUCGGAAAAACUCGUUGUUGAUCAUUUCAGAAUAUUGUUACUGUAUCGAGUUUUUUUCAUGUGUGACAUUUUUUCAAAGUUAAUCGUUUAUAUAAAUACAGAGUCACUCACUGUGAAAAUUAUUAUUAAUAAAUUUAUUGCUAACGAGAACAUUUAACGAUUGGUUGACUAAAUUUGAAAAAUUUAUUGUAAAUAAUUUUUAAUCGACUUUUUAUCGCCACAAAGAAAACUUUUAUCAAUUUUUGAGACCUUUUAAAAAAAUAUUGUUAGAAUUUGAUGAUCUAUAAAGGAAAAAAUAAUUGUAGAUAUCUACAAUUUGAUUGAAAAAUGUAUGCAUCGGAAAAUUUUACGUUGAAGUCCUAAUCAGAAAAAUGGCCGAAACUGCACAAGAGUGGUUUGUUUCUGGAAAAAAAAAUCGAUACUACGGAAAAAAGACAGAAGGCGGCGAUAAGGUAUAUACAUAUAGAUUAUGAAUAUACAGUAUAUGUAAAAGUAUAUUCGUUGCCAUGAGUCUCUUCGUUUGUAUUCGUGUAAUUUUUGAAGGGUCGAUAAGUAAAUUUAAGGAAAAGAAAAAAAAUAAUUGUUAUAACUCUUAUAAUUAUAACCGUUACCCGACCAAAUACGGGGGUAUAUCGAGGAAAAAACGAUGGAUUAUGAAGUGAGUAAUGCCAAUUCCAGUCGUAGGAAGUCUAUUGUACAUUGAUUAUUGAUACAUUUACUUAUUUACUUAAUAUAAAUAUAACAUGAUAAUAAAUUAUAUACAAAGUCACUUUCACAGGCGUAUGAUGAAUGAAACAUAUUCUUUAAACUUAUUUUGUUUUUGCCUUUAGACCUUAUAUUUGUUCAUCCUUAUGAAAUUAUUAUAAGAUUAAUUUCGUAGAUUUUUUUAUUUUUAUUAACAAUGUCUAAUAAUUGUUAAACUUGAACAUCUAAACUUCCACUUAUUUUCUUAUUAUUACGGUUUUGAUUUUCCAUUAUUAUUACGUAUCUUUUUAUCGCACUCCUGGGAUUGUUGGUCGGCUGGAUGACAAUACCACGUAAGACGAAGAGCAGGAACCUGAAAAUCAAGAGAUACCACCACCGGAAGAACCGGAACAAAUUUCCCAGGAAGACAAAACGGCUGAUAACAAUAACACGAUGUGGCAACGAUUGAUCAAUGGUUUCAUUCAACAAGCAUCGACGACGGAACCAAGUCCAGAGACGAGUCCUGAAAAGCCAGUGAGAAACGGUGACGUAGGCGGCGGAGAAGAAACCGAAGUUCGAAAGACUAAGAGGUGGCCUACUGACAAAGCUUACUUUAUUGCCAAAGAGCUGCUAAUGACCGAGAGGACUUAUAAGAAGGAUCUCGACGUCAUCAAUAUCUGGUUCCGUGAAGAGCUGUCAAAAGAACAAGACACUGAAGGUGACUUUAUUGUGAGCCUUCUAGAAUUAUUAGCCGAUGCGCAUGGGCCAUGUCUACAAGAAAUGGAAUGUCGACUUGCUCGUUGGGAAAGCAAUGCUCGUCACAAUAUCGGUGACUUCCUUUACAAUACUUUGCUCAACGUCUUGCCACUUUACGAUCAAUACCUAGAAAACCUAUUACCUUGCCUGGAAAAACUCGAGUAUGCCAUGAGAACGUCCAAACAUUUUGAUCAACUGUGCAGAGAUUUUGAAGCUCAGAAACAUUGUUAUCUACCGCUUACCAGCUUUUUGUUGAAACCACUGCAACGAUUGCUGCAUUAUAAUGACAUUAUUGAUAAUUUAUUGGACCAUUAUCCCAAAGACCACACGGACUUCGAAGAUUGUCUAGCAGCACGGGACCGAUUAGGCGAAACGCUGCUCGAAGGUGUAGCGGUUCUCAAUCAAGCAGAGAACUUGGUUCAACUGUGUGAACUGCAACGAGAUAUCAGCGGCUUUGAUAAUUUAGUACAGGAAGGUAGAAAGUUCAUUAGACAAGGCUGUUUGCAAAAGUAUAGUCAUAAAGGCUUUCAACAGCGAAUGUUUUUCUUGUUCUCCGACAUUUUGCUCUACACAUUCCGAUCACAGCAGCCCAUACAAUGUUUCAGAGUUCAUGGUCAAUUACCUUUAAAAAGUAUGAAGAUUCAGGAGAACGACAAUAAGACUGGUAGUGAUUAUGCCUUCGUCAUCCAUGGUCUUGGAAAUCAAUCAUUGACAGUCGCUGCAAGUAGUGAGGAGGAAAAAGAUAGAUGGAUUGAAGACUUGAAAUACGCUAUUACACAAACCGACUCGCAGGAUGGAAAGACGCCGUACCUGAAUUUAAAAACUUGUAUCUUAGGGUCAGUUGACGAAGUGGGAGACGGUUCGAGCGAAGUCGAUCGUUCCAGUUACGGAGGAGCCAAAGCUUCGCAAAGAAGUAACACAACCGUCCACGUGUGUUGGCACAGGAAUACGAGUAUAAGUUAUAGCGACCAAUUGAGAGCCUUCCAGAAUCAACUAAGUGGUUUUCUGCUACGCAAGUUCAAAAAUAGUAAUGGAUGGCAAAAGCUUUGGGUUGUUUUCACCAAUUUUUGCCUGUUCUUUUAUAAGUCGCACCAGGAUGAUUUUCCUCUUGCAAGUCUACCUUUAUUGGGCUAUACGGUAUCACAGCCGUCGGAAAAAGAUGGCAUUAAUAAAGACUUUGUGUUCAAACUGCAAUUCAAGAGUCAUGUUUACUACUUCAGAGCUGAGAGCGAUUAUACAUUUGGAAGGUGGAUGGAAGUCAUUAAAAGUGCUACGCAACAAAGUGACGGAUCGAGCAGAUAUAUUCUCAAAGGUGACUAUGACGCAACAUACGUGCGGGAAGAAAAUUGAAGUCAAAUGCAACGUCUUACCUGAAUCUCUCUCUACAGAAACAAUGUACGCAGAAAGAUUACAAAUAAGAAAUUUUGUUGAGUGUUAAUUUUUUCAAAUGUAAAAGUGAAUUUGUACGUUAGGGCACGAGUUAUGUUUUAAAGGAAGAACUUUGGAUCUUCAAAGUUAAUGAGUUAUAAUUGUUAGAUGUCCAAAUUCUAAAAAAUCGUUUUUUCAGUUUAGUGUUUUAAUAAUAUUAUUAUUGGUAAUGUAAAGAUUAUAUAAAUUAACUUCUGAAAUGACAUAGUUUGAAAGAUAAAAACUUCAGUAGUUUGAAAGAAAUAAACAAUAUUCUCGUCGAUAGAAUGUAUUUUUUUGUUCGCAACUACUGGGUAAAAUGCGAGACACUAGGAUGGAACGCUUUUAAAAGGCAACAUGCAUUAUUCAUUUCUGAGCGCGCUAUUAUAACACACACAAGACAAAGCAAUGUAAAUCAAUACUUGGAGUGCGAGAUUUCCCGGCAGUACAUAACGGAGACCAGGAAAGACAUGUACAUAAAUGCGAGAAUUUUUUUCUCCGCGCAUAAGUUAUGAUUUUGCAGUUUCUUCUCUCAAAUAGGGGCCGCCCAAAUCAACAAAAAGUCGUAAAUGAAAUGUGUAGUCUAAAAUGUGCUCUUUAGUCAAAUGUAAACCUUAUGCAAAAAAUACUUAGUCGAAAACUAGGUACUUUGUCGGGUGCUGAUUCCCUUUUAGUAACUUUUUGCAUAGGGUACUUUUAACAAUGCAGUUUUUUCAAGAUACUUUUAUGACGGAUUUAUAUAUCAAUUUACAAUUCUGAAGCAAUAAUCAAGACUGCAAACGAUUAAUGUCUAAGUAUCUAUGUAAACAAUUAAUCAUUAUGCAAAUAGAUUUAAGGUAUAUAGUGAGUAAGAAUACAAGUUAUUUAAAUCAAGUUUAAUUAAAAAAUAUUCUACAAAACGAUUUUGUACAAAUCACUGCAUGAUCAAAAAAAUAAAACGACUAGAAGAGUAGAAAUAUAAUAAAUCAAAAUUGUCAAUUGUUGAAUGUAUAUCGAAACUAGUUGUCACUAUUUUUCAAAUUCUUAAACUAUUUUCGUCCAAGAUUUUGUGAAGAAAAAUUUGUAGUCCAUGAAUGAAUUUUUAAAGUUAUACAUUACAAAUAAAAGUUU
This is a messenger RNA of Phymastichus coffea, 6147 nucleotides long. Its product is annotated as FERM, ARHGEF and pleckstrin domain-containing protein 1-like. Lineage: Eukaryota; Metazoa; Arthropoda; Insecta; Hymenoptera; Eulophidae. Gene Ontology annotation, molecular function: guanyl-nucleotide exchange factor activity. The transcript has 10 exons. The record is from RefSeq and is a predicted model, not a curated record. The coding region runs from base 3328 to 4980 and encodes 550 amino acids.